Alligator mississippiensis (American alligator) is the source of this 2065-nucleotide messenger RNA. Its product is annotated as ras-related protein Rab-39B-like. The record is from RefSeq and is a predicted model, not a curated record. Gene Ontology annotation, molecular function: GTPase activity; GTP binding. The transcript is spliced from 2 exons. Lineage: Eukaryota; Metazoa; Chordata; Crocodylia; Alligatoridae. The coding region runs from base 45 to 788 and encodes 247 amino acids.
CUAAGCAAGUCCCAGCUAGCAGAGCAGUGGGACUCCUCUCUCAGAUGCUUUCUUCCUCUGCACUGCAGAGGCUUGGCUCAGGGCUCCUGGCAGCUUCUAGUCUGCACCGUUCCCCUGGGGUUUUCUCCUUUGACAUCCCCAUGGAUUCACAAUGGCACUACCAGUUUCGGAUUAUUAUGCUGGGGGACUCCACGGUGGGGAAAUCAUCCCUGCUGAAGCGCUACACUGAGGGCGUCUUCCUCGAAUCCAUUAAUCAAACUGUGGGAGUAGAUUUCUACGUCCAAUUUAUGGAGAUUGAACCUGGGGUCCAGGUUAAGCUGCAGUUUUGGGACACGGCUGGGCAGGAGCGAUUCAGAUCUGUGACACGUUCCUACUACCGCAACUCUGCUGGGGGAGUGCUGAUGUUUGACCUGACCAACAGAGCAUCCUUUGAAAGCAUCCGUGAGUGGCAUCAGGAAGUGACAGAGACUGUGAAACCUUUUCACAUCGUUUUUAUCCUGGUUGGGCACAAGUGUGACCUGAUAGCAGAGCGCAAGGUUGGAAAGAAAGAGGGUGAGAAGCUGGCUUCCUCACUAGGGGCAAAGUACAUCGAGACAUCUGCUAAGAACAGCAGCAAUGUGGAUGCUGCCUUCCAAAUGCUGACUAUGGGAAUCUAUGAGGCACUGAAAACAGGGGUAAUGAGCCCAAAUGAGGACUGGGAUGGAGUGAAAAGCAGACUGUCGCCCAAAGUAGUGACUACAGUACAAACACCAGGAAAACAAGAGCAGAAAAAGAAAUGCACAUGUUAGUAAGACACUGCAAGUCUCAAGAAGCCAGAAUACACUAACAGUGUCCACCUCCUCUUACAAGACACAGCAGCUAGACAAUAUUGAAUGAUAUGUAAUGACAGUUACUGCAGUCUUUCAUUACAGGGUAAUGCCUCAUAACUUGGGCAACAAACAGAAUUGGAAAGGGUGACAGCUACAUAUUCAUAUCCAAAGACUUUAGUGUGUUGCAACACCCUAUGUGCUUCGAAAAGAUUCAAAACAGCAAUGAAAUGGCGUAGGCACUGGAAUAGGCAGAAAUGUACACUUGAAUGUUGAUUAAAUGUUUUAUUCAUAUUUCUCAUUGGCUUUAUUAUCCUAAUAGAGGAGGAAUUAUUUAAUGCUAGCCAUGCCAAUAAAUAUGGCAAGAGUAUUAUCCCCAGACAGCAUGUACAGACAUAGUAGAAUCAGGAGGUGGGGAAAACCUAAACACCUGGGGAUAGAAGCUCUAUGGAUGUUGCAUUUUUCUGUGCACUAAAUGUUCCAACUGCUGUUCUGCUUGUAAAGUAUUUGCCAAGUGUAUAUGCUCAGCCAGAGUCUACAGAAAGCCUUGUCAACAGCACUUGACAUACCAGCAGCUCCCUUCCGACUAAUGCAACUCCUAGUUUUAAAACCUAGAUCACCUUGUUUUACCAUUAUGCCCUACCUGAUUACAUAGCAUCUGGCUGAAAACUUCCAGCCCCUGAGGCCCUACUUACAGCUAGGCUUACCCUCUGCUUGAAAGGAUACUGCUUAGAAAACAGGCUACGUUUUGAAUAUGUAAAGAGGCACUUUUUAUUUAAGUAAAACAGCUUCCCUUUCAGGCCUAAUUAUCAGACUUGGUGAUCUGGUUCUGAGUCAACAGCACUCCUCUUGACUUGUGUUCUUGGCAUUCGACAAUAUCGAAAUACCCUAUGGCCCAAGACCAGGGUAGGUUUCACCUCCAGGAUACUAAUCAGAAUUUAAUCUAUUUUGGUAACUAUUUUUGUUUCCCAAAAUGUUUGGCUCUUCAGGCAACUGCCAAAUGAAAUGAAGUUUUAACUGAAAAUAGUUAUUAGCUGGGCACAGAGAUAAACUACAGACACUUAGAGAGCUGUAUAUCACAUCCCUGAUUUUGACUGACCACAUCACAUACCAGGAAAGCAGCAGAAGAAACCCUAUAUUACUGCUUAAUCUAUCAAAGAGUUCAGUCCCUAGUAUUGUCAAGCCCGUAAGACUCAACUUGGUGUUCGAGUUUAUCAAUUUAAUCAGAAUUCUUAAAAAAUAAACCUUAUUAUACUCAA